AUGCCGGCCAAACGUUCCUACGAUGAUGUCGACCAGAACGGCUCCAGACCUUCCUCUCCGGACACACAGGAUUCGAUACUUAACAAGAAUGCGACACCGCCGACACAGCCUUCCAACAUCAGCGCAAGAGCCCAAGGCAAGCAGCGCCGCCUCAGCUUCGUCGAGGAGAAUGGGGACUAUGCCUCGGCAUCCACAUCCUCGCGGCCACGUGCCCUUCCUAGCACAUCGACCGCUCGUUUCGUUCCAGGUCUGCAGACAUUCGUCGGAGGAUUGCAAAUGUCCCAAGAUUCCUCGGUGCCGCAAGCAGAGGAUACAGCGGUACAACAACGGCGACCUUCUGCAUCCCGAAGGUCGCUCGAUUCACCGGACGCCAUGCAGCCUCUCAUGAUGAGUCGCAAUGCCGAUGGAGAGCGCCGAGCCAGUCAGGCCAUCGAACGUCGUCGAUCAGAGGCAACUCUUGCGGUCGCUCGUCGGGAGUCGCUCGUGGCUCAAGAGGCACAGCUCGUGCCUGGCGUAUCCCCUGGUUGGCACGUUGAAGCUCACGGUCGUCAGGCCAUGGAAUUGCAAGACGGCAUCCGCUCCCAAGACGAGGAUGGCUGGACACCGCUCGAAGCGUUCCCGGCCUCGACGCGUCAGGGAAAGCUAGCUGUCAAACGUGCCAAGUUGCGGCGACGGCUGCAGCAACAGCGACACGAGCCAUCGCACAAUCGACCUCACCAUGCUCAGGACGAAAAGGAUCCCACCUCUUGGCCUGCAUCGUCGCACGCUUCGAUACCCACCAUCUCGGUUGAGACCGCGUCGAGCAAGGCAUGCACCACCAUCCAUCCCCCUUUGCCCCCCUCAGUCGCAUGGUUGGACGUCGAGAUGAAAGAUGACAUGCCCAGCCAUCUUUCGGUCCUCAUGCAGACGUCAUCGUCUCCGGAUGACCCUCAUUGGGCCUUGGCGUCAACUUCAGCGUCCCCUCUGUCAUCAUCUUCCGCUGCCACGACGCUCUCUACGCCGACGUCAUUCCCAGAGCAAUCAACCGAAACUGCAAACGCUCCGUCCUCUGCCCACGAAGCUUACUCGCUUUCGGACUUCGAGGUCAUCGACACCCUGGGGACGGGUACCUAUGGACGAGUGCUACUCGUACGUCUCAAAGACCGAGACGUCAUGGAUCGCUCGGCCUACUUCGCGCUCAAGGUGCUGGCUAAGACCGCUGUUGUCCAGCUCAAGCAAGUCGCGCACCUCAACAGCGAACGCAGCAUUCUGACCAAGGUGGACCACCCUUUCCUUGUCAACAUGAUCGCCUCGUUCCAGGACAGCAGGAACUGCUACAUGUUGAUGGACUACGUCGUCGGGGGAGAGAUCUUUUCCUACUUGCGCCGAGCCGGUCGAUUCUCGGCAGACGUCGCACGCUUCUACAUCUCGACCAUCGUGCUGGCCAUCGAGUAUCUGCACGACAAAAAGAUCGUCUACCGAGACCUGAAACCAGAGAAUCUUCUGAUCGACUCGAACGGCUAUACCAAGAUCACCGACUUUGGCUUUGCCAAGGAGGUCGAAGAUCGUACCUGGACACUCUGCGGGACGCCCGAGUACCUGGCGCCAGAAAUCAUCCAAAGCAGUGGUCAUGGGACGGCGGUCGACUGGUGGUCGUUGGGCAUCUUGCUCUUCGAGAUGCUGGCUGGCUAUCCGCCUUUCUACGAUCCCAACCAACUCGCGAUGUACGACAAGAUCGUGGUAGGCAAGCUGGUCUUCCCUGACGAAAUCGACUCUGUCUCGCGCGACCUCAUCUCUGGUCUACUCACUGCGGAUCGCAGCAGGCGGCUUGGCAAUCUUCGUGGCGGUGCCACCGAUAUCAAGAAUCAUCCGUGGUUCUCCGGUGUCGACUGGAAGGCGUUGCAAGAAGGCCGCAUCCCUCCUCCCAUCGUGCCUUAUUUGGGACGUCCAGGCGACACGUCCAACUUCAGCGCGUACCCGCCAGCGAGGCCGAGUACUAUGCCUGGUCUCUUCGGUACUGAUCGAGGUCAUUAUGACCCUCGUGACGAUCUCUUCCCCGACUUUUGA
This is a messenger RNA of Kalmanozyma brasiliensis GHG001, 2046 nucleotides long. RefSeq names its product Protein kinase domain protein. Lineage: Eukaryota; Fungi; Basidiomycota; Ustilaginomycetes; Ustilaginales. Gene Ontology annotation, molecular function: cAMP-dependent protein kinase activity; ATP binding. The record is from RefSeq and is a predicted model, not a curated record. Gene Ontology annotation, biological process: peptidyl-serine phosphorylation. The transcript has a single exon. The coding region runs from base 1 to 2046 and encodes 681 amino acids. Gene Ontology annotation, cellular component: nucleus; cAMP-dependent protein kinase complex.